This is a messenger RNA of Euleptes europaea (tarantolino), 797 nucleotides long. RefSeq names its product small integral membrane protein 44 (gene SMIM44). The transcript is spliced from 2 exons. Bases 52 to 630 code for a protein of 192 amino acids. The record is from RefSeq and is a predicted model, not a curated record. NCBI's taxonomy places the organism in Eukaryota, Metazoa, Chordata, Lepidosauria, Squamata, Sphaerodactylidae.
CUAUUUUAAAUCUCCCGGACUUGGGGAGAUCCCUUUUUUUCCUUUGCCAUUAUGAUCAUUUGCAACAUCAGUGCGAUCAAAGAUUGGAGCACGUUCCUCUCCCAGAUCCUCCCCAGCGUCAACAAGACCCUCAACUUGGUGCAGCAAGUGGAAGCCACCACCAGCUCUGUGGUGAGCGUUUUGCAGGAUCCUGAGCAAGACGGCUACGUGUCAGACAGCCAGUCCAUGAAUUCCAGUAACUUCACCACUGGCCUGGACCACCUGUUUCAGUAUUCAUAUUCAGACAAUGACCAACUUUACAAGGAGUACAAACCCCCUCCUCGGGACGCCAUCCCUUUGCCCAAGGCGGUGCUCUACCUCCUCAUGGCUGCGCUUGUGGUGGUGGCAGUGGCUUAUGCCAUUGUUGGGCAUCUCAUCAAGGAUCUUGUUCAUGAUUUGAUAGACUGGAUGUUUGGCCCCAACCCUGACAAUGACAGUAACAAGACUGACGUGAACUGCAUUAGCAAUAACAUCAAUGAGAUGGGUGAGAUUCAUGAGAUGCGACACCACCAGGAGCACCACCAUCAAGAUGUAGUUAUUUCCAUCCAGGAAACUUCUUGCCAUCUACCCCAGCAGACAUGCCCAAGCUGAUCCUUGGCUAUAGAGAAAGUACUCUGGGAGGGCGGAGGGCAAAGAGACGAUGGGGUCUCUUUUUUAGAAGACUUUUUUUCCUCUCAAGUGACUUUGCAAUUAUUGAUGAGGGCUACUUUCUAGAUGGUUGGGAACCUUGAAUUAAUACUAGCAUACAAAAUCACCUU